Molecule: messenger RNA, 1353 nt
Organism: Lithohypha guttulata
Lineage: Eukaryota; Fungi; Ascomycota; Eurotiomycetes; Chaetothyriales; Trichomeriaceae
Gene: LAG1
Product: sphingosine N-acyltransferase lag1
Exons: 1
Coding region: 1-1353 (450 amino acids)
Biological process (GO): ceramide biosynthetic process
Cellular component (GO): membrane
Molecular function (GO): sphingosine N-acyltransferase activity
Source: RefSeq, a predicted model, not a curated record
AUGGGUCGACCUAGAGGUUCGAGCAACUUGGGCGCUGAUCCUCGUGGUGACACAGCCGCACCAGCAUUAUCGACACUGAACCGACGCGAUGCAACCAGUUCGGGUUCCGAAAAGGAUGCCAGAGAAAAAGCACAAAAGCCACAUUCCAAACGACGGAAAGCAAAGUCAGCUUUGCGUCGAUACGCUCGCAUCUCCCUGAAGUACACAUGGCUCAAUCCCUUGCUCAUAGUACUUGCCAUCUUGUCCGCUUACAGUGUCAACCCAGGCCCUCAGAAUCCUCUGCACAAGGCCUUAGUAAUCUCCUACAAUGAAGGUCCAGCGUUCCCAGGCGGUCCGAAUCGCUACGGAAAGGGCAAGGCAGAUUUUGCUUUCGUCUCCUUCUACACCGUCGUCCUCAGCUUUACCCGCGAGUUCAUAAUGCAGCAAGUCAUCCGUCCUACCGCGAUAAGAGCAGGAAUUAGAAACCGUGGAAAGCAGGCACGCUUCAUGGAACAGGUUUAUACCGCAAUGUACUUUGCCAUAUUUGGACCAUUUGGACUAUAUGUCAUGAAGAACGCGGAGGAAGGUGGAUUGUGGUACUUCAGGACUAUUAGCAUGUUCGAAGGCUUCCCACAUCGCGCACACGACGGCAUUUUCAAAGCCUACUAUCUGCUGCAAGCCUCGUAUUGGACACAACAAGCCAUUGUUCUUUUGCUUCAACUCGAGAAACCUCGAAAGGAUUUCAAAGAGCUAGUACUGCACCACAUCGUUACCCUGGCUCUUAUUGGUCUCUCCUACCGCUUUCACUUCGCAAAGAUGGGCAUUGCUGUUUUUAUCACACACGACAUAUCUGAUUUCUUCCUUGCUUCCUCCAAGACCCUUAACUACCUCGACAGCUUCAUCGUCGGGCCUUACUACCUCACAUUCAUUGGUGUAUGGGUCUAUCUUCGUCACUACAUCAAUUUACAUGUGCUAUGGUCUACCUUGACCGAGUUCCGUACUGUUGGUCCAUUCGAGCUGAACUGGGAGACACAACAAUACAAGUGUUUGCUUAGCCAAGUCAUUACCUUUAGCUUGCUGGCAUGUCUACAAGCAGUGAACCUGUUCUGGUUAUACCUGAUUCUGAGGAUCGCCAAGAAUUAUGUUUUCAACAAUGUUACUCAAGACGAAAGAAGUGAGGACGAAGCAACCGACCAGGAAGCCGAGGUCAAGGAGGAGAACAAGAAAUUAAAUGGGCACCCUGUGAAGAAACAGCUCGAAAAUGGCACGACCGUAGACAGCGACAAUCCUGUUGUCCUCGUGAACGGGCAACCCAUGGAAUCACAGGCCAAGCCAGAAGGCGUGCCACUGAGAAGAAGCCCAAGAAAAGGAUGA